AUGACCCUGGCAUGUUCACACACCAUGCUCACAACCCUAGGAGUUCCGUUAACUGAGCAAGGCGCUGGCAGUAUCUCCUCCUCUCAUAGGUUCCUUGCUUUCUCUUCCGCCGCCUGGCGCCCCACCUCCUCCACCCAGGCGGCCAAUCCCUGUCGGCUCCCGGCCAGUUCGCAGGGCGCUGGCGGAACCUGGAGGCUGCUGGAAAAGGUUGUGCUUUGUUCCCAGCUGCAGCCAUUGAAAGAAGAAAGCAAGAUGAAUGCAGAGCCUGAAAGGAAGUUUGGUGUGGUGGUGGUGGGCAUUGGCAGAGCCGGCUCUUUGCGGAUGAGGGACCUGCGGAAUCAACAUGCUUCCUCAGCACUCCUGAACCUGAUUGGCUUUGUGUCCAGACGCAAGCUCAAGUGCCUUAAUGAAGUCCAGCAGAUUUCUUUGGAAGAUGCUCUUUCUAGCCAAGAGGUUGAGGUUGCUUAUAUCUGCAGUGAAAGCACCAGCCAUGAGGACUAUAUCAGUGGCUGCACCAGUCUGCAUUCCUACCAGCAGUGUACUAGAGUUCCCAUUUCUUCACAUCUUCGCCAGCACCAGCACUUCUUGUUUGAUUAUUUGUUGAUGGCAGCCAUUCUGGCAGUCCAACUUGAUGGUUUGCUUCUUGGCUUCACCUUCUCUACUAUUGAUUCCCUGCAGUUCCUUAAUGCUGGCAAGCAUGUCCUUGUGGAAUACCCUAUGACACUGUCUUGGGCAGCAGCUCAGGACCUGUGGGAGCUGGCUGAGCAGAAAGGGAAAGUCUUGCAUGAGGAACAUGUUGAGCUCUUGAUGGAAGAGUUUGUAUUUCUGAAAAAAGAAGUGGUCGGGAAAGAACUGCUGAAAGGGUCUCUUCUCUUCACAGCUGGCCCAUUGGAAGAAGAGCGGUUUGGCUUCCCUGCAUUCAGUGGCAUUUCUCGCCUGACCUGGCUGGUCUCUCUCUUUGGGGAACUUUCUCUUGUGUCUGCCACUUUGGAAGAGCGAAAGGAAGAUCAGUACAUGAAAAUGACUGUGUGCUUGGAGACAGAGAACAAACGUCCACUGACAUGGAUUGAAGAGAAAGGGCCUGGUCUAAAACGAAACCGACAUUUAAGCUUUCAUUUCAAAUCUGGGUCCCUGGAGAAUAUGCCGAAUGUAGGAGUCAAUAAGAAUAUUUUUCUGAAAGACCAAAAUAUGUUUGUCCAGAAACUCUUAGGCAAGUUUCCUGAAACGGAACUGGCUGCUGAAAAGAAACGCAUCCUACAUUGCUUGUGGCUUGCAGAAGAAAUCCAGAAAUACUGUUGCUAAAAGAAGAAAGCAACAGGGCACUUCCAAGAUGAAAUCAUAGUUUAAUUUUUAUCAAGAGUUGACUUUCUCUAUUCUUUCCAUUAAACAUGUCUUGGCUAAACAGUUUGGUUAUUAUCAUGAGCUGUAUUGGGAGUGGUAUUUGAGAGUAGGGGCUUAUGUAGUGGGGAAGAGGAAAAACUCAGUUUGGUUAAGCUGAUCCAAAUGCUUUUUGUGCCUGAUUUUACUUAAUUUUUCCAACAGCCAUAUCAGAAGGAUAUUAUCCGGCUUGUUUUUAUUAGUAUGUUGGAAAUUCUUGUUUGAAAUUAUCCACUAGCAGAACUAGUUUUUAAACUCAGGCACUCCACCACUACAAAAUAGUGCCAAUGAACCUUCUUUCCUGCUUUAAGGAAUUUUAUUUUCCCUCACAAAUUUUCAUUAGUUGACUAUGCUAAGUAGUAGUGUUUCUAAAAAUCAGUGAAACAAAGCUACUGCCCUCAACUCACAGUGUCAUAAAGGAACUAAUCACACAAACGUCAUUGUAAUGUAGUAGGUGCAAUUAAAAAAAAAAAAAAAAAUACAGCCCUGGCCCUGGAAAAG
This is a messenger RNA of Molossus molossus (Pallas's mastiff bat), 1878 nucleotides long. It is a transcript of the gene BLVRA, whose product is annotated as biliverdin reductase A. Lineage: Eukaryota; Metazoa; Chordata; Mammalia; Chiroptera; Molossidae. Gene Ontology annotation, molecular function: biliverdin reductase [NAD(P)H] activity; nucleotide binding; zinc ion binding. The transcript is spliced from 10 exons. The record is from RefSeq and is a predicted model, not a curated record. Bases 1 to 1302 code for a protein of 433 amino acids. Gene Ontology annotation, biological process: heme catabolic process.